AUGAGUUAUAUGGAAAUAUUAUCGAUGCAAAAGAGUUUUCUUGAUAAAAAUGGGUAUUUAAAGAAUAUAUCUUUUAGUAUAAGUUUAGAUGAUUAUAGAAAUACCUUUAUUCGUAAAACAUACACCCUUCUCCUCUUAGAAUAUAUUGUAAAAAUAAUUCUUUAAUCUUAGUGUUUUUGUGGAGUUUCUCUUUUGGGAAAAUAUAUUUUUUUAUAUGAUAAAUAAUGGAUAUUUUGGAUCUUAAUGAUCAUUUGCCAACUAUGCCAUUUUUAUUUCGAAUACAGUACUUCUGUGGUAGAUCAUUAAAAUAAAAAAAUAUGGAAUACAAUAGUAAGUGUAAUAUACUUAAGUUGUGGGAGUUUUGCAUUUAUUUUUAUUUGGACACUAUUAGGUGUGAAUUUUGAGGAUUAAUUAUGGAGAAUUUAUUUGUAAAUAGGAGGUGUAAUCUUAUUACUUAAUUUUUAUUCAAAUAUGACGAGCACUCAUUUUUAAGGAGAAGGUAAUUAUAUCAUCUAGUAUAAAUAUAUAGAAUGUUGGUUGAUUGUGUUAAUUACUCCAAUUUCUAUUGAAUUCAUAUUGAAUAUUUUUGUUGGAAUAUAUUCACCAUUAUUUUAAACUUUUGUUACUAUGAUUAUAACUUGGUUGAGCUCCUAUAUGUUACAAAUCACUUAAAAAUAAAAAUUAUAAAAAGAGGUAAAUUAAAAUAAUUAAAUAGUUUACUUUUGAUGAAAUUUAAGUAUUAUGUUGUAUGUUGUUAGGAGUCUAAUUUUAAUUAUUAGUUAACUUGAUUAAAUCAAUAAUAAAAAAUCAAAAUGGUUAAAAUGAUUUAAGUAUUGCAAGUUAUGAGAUCAAGUUAAAAUAUCUUAAAUAAAUAUCAUCAAUAUUUUCAAUUAUAAUCCUUGCUUUACAAAUUUCAUUAAUGUUUGGAUGUGGAUAUAAACCUUAAUGCUUUUCACACUUUUUAAUUAAAUACAAUGGACAAGAUUAUUCAUUUUCUGCUUUAUUUUGGGUGAGCUUAACCUUUUCUCUUAUAUUAUACCCAUUGGUAUUAAUAUUUCAUCGUAGAAUUAAUUAUGUAUAUCUUAAUUGAUAUCUAGAUAAUUAAAUGGGUCUUAGUAGUCAUUGAUAUCUUUUUCUACUCUUUAUUCCUAAUUGGCCUGACAAGCUUUAUGGUAAUGUAAGAAGAUGAAACUAAUAUCAACAAAAUUAAAUUAAAAGAAUAUUUAUUGUGCAUUUCUCUCAGUAUGUUCACAGGAAUUGGAAUUGGAUUAGAAGCCUAUUCUUUCAUAAAGAAGGAAAAUAUAGAAAAUAAAAAGGCGUUUCUAUUUAUGAUGAUUUGCCCAAUUAUAAUAUUUAUAAGUUAGAUUUAAUUUGCUAUUAUGCAAUUCUAAGCUAUAGUUAUAACUUAUUUGAUAGGAAUAUCAUUUGUUUUUGUUGCUUAUACUAUAGUAAUAUUAUUAGAGUUAAAUUGGCAAUUACAUAAAGAUAGUAUAGAUAUCAAUGCAAAAGAAUAUUAAUUAGGAGCUAUGCUUAUUUAUUAACCAAUUUAGACAAUAGUUGCAAGAAUAUGUACAUUAUUUAUAUGA
Messenger RNA from Paramecium pentaurelia, 1586 nucleotides. NCBI's taxonomy places the organism in Eukaryota, Ciliophora, Oligohymenophorea, Peniculida, Parameciidae. The record is from the annotation of a GenBank genome assembly.